GUUGACACGUGUCCGGGCAGCAGGCUGUCAGUUGCAGUCUUGUUCUCUCCACUUUGCUCGCAUCAUCCAGGCGGUUCGCUAUGUGACAGAGUGGCUGCUGCUGCUGUAUCCCGGACCCCCUCCCUGCGUCCCGGUCUCCUCCGAGUCCGGCGUCCGCUCAGGAUGAUGGAUCACAGGAGGACCGAACCGGACCGCAACACUCUGUACGGGGAAUACACGCUCACUAGUAACCGAAAAGUCAGGUGCUCCGUGAACCUGACCGAGAAGGACCUCGUCGUCCAGCGGCUCACGUCGGCACCUGUCGGGCGGAACAAGGUGACGCUCAGCCUGAAGGACUGCAUCGGCUGCCGGGCUUACCGGGAGGAUGACAACGCGGACCCGGCGGCGUACCUGGCCGCCUACUUCUACCCGCUGCGGCGGCGCUGGAUGAGUUCCGGGGUCUCCCGCCAGAGAGUGGAGCAGUGCUUUCGGCUCGCGGCGCUCCAGGACCCGCUCGCCAACCUGGACGAGGCGGAGAAGUGGGCUCGCGCCGUCCGAGAACGCGCUGCCCGGCAACAGCAGCUUAGAGACGGGGUGUUGUUGAGCGAGUUGUCCCGUCCAUGCCGGAUGAUGCUGCUGGUCAACCCACAGAGUGGGAAGGGACAGGCACUCAUUCUGUACAACAACCACAUCCAACGGAUGUUCAACGAGGCCGGUAUCAUACACACUCUGGUGAUUACUGAGCGGCAGAAUCACGCCCGAGAGUUGGUGAAAGAGGCCGACCUGUCGCAGUGGGACGCUUUAGUCAUCAUGUCAGGAGACGGACUUCUGUAUGAGGUGAUAAACGGUCUGCUGGAGAGACCAGACUGGGAGGAGGCCAUCCGGACACCGCUGGGUAUCCUUCCUGGUGGAUCAGGCAACGCCUUGGCAGCCUCCGUACAUCACUAUUCUGGAGCCUCUCCAGUGUCCAGCGAGGAGCUCCUGGUCAGCUGUGGGUUCCUGCUCUGUAAAGGCCUGGUGUCCCGUAUGGACCUGGUCUCCAUCCAUCUGUCCUCCAGCCCUCGUCUCUUCUCCUUCCUCUCUCUGGCCUGGGGCUUUGUGGCCGACGUCGACAUAGAGAGCGAGAAGUAUCGUCACGUCGGAGCCGCCCGGUUCACCGUCGGCACGCUGGUAAGGCUGGCUUCUCUCCGUGUCUACAAGGGCAGGCUGGCCUACCUGCCCGCCUCCAAGGACCACAACAACCAGGAGGGUUUGAGAAAUAACAUGACGGUGCCCUGCAACAACCAGGCUUCCUCCCUGACUCCACCUCCUGUCCUGUGCCGACCGUCCAGAGACUCCUCCUGCCACAACACCUUCCAUAACUCCUGCCACUCCAACAACUCCCUCAAAGUGAGGAGGUCGGAGAGCACGCCUUCCCGAAGCGCCACCAAAGCCCCCUCGGGCCCUCCCGACUCCCUGCUGGUGCCUCUGGACCAGCCGCUGCCUGCAAACUGGGUGGUGGUUCCGGAGGAAGACUUUGUCCUCAUGCUGGCCAUGUACCAGUCCCACCUGGCCGAGGACCUCCUGGCGGCACCGGACGCCAUCUUGGAUGAUGGAGUCAUUCACCUUUUCUACGUUAGAGCGGGAAUAUCUCGCACUGCGCUGCUGAGGCUUUUUCUAGCCAUGGAGAAGGGUGCACAUCUGGCUACUAACUGCCAACAUCUGGUGCACACGAAGGUGAGAGCACUGAGGCUGGAGCCAUACUCACCCAAAGGGAUAAUAACGGUGGAUGGAGAAGUGGUGGAAUACGGUCCGUUGCAGGCAGAAGUACACAGAGGCCUGUCGAGAUUAAUCACUGGAUGAACUGAACGAGCAGCACUGCCAGCUUUCAUCUCUGCUGUUUGCGGCUGAUGGUGUUGAUUAAACACAGUUUAGCAUUUCAGAUGAGAAAGGCCCAGGUACGGGAGCAAAGCAAGGGAUGUAAAACUCAUUUACAUUCAUCUGCAAACUGACCCUCUCAGCAGCAGACAGGAAAAACACGUUUCAUCUGAAGAUGCUGUGAUGUUGGGUGAGAUAUUACAAGAGAGCCACAGUGUUCAAUAUUACAUGAAUGAAUCAUUUCCUGUGAAAUAAAUCAUCAUAGAAACAAAUUUAGGCUGAAUAUAAUCAGAAAGUUUUUUUUCUUUUUAAGAGUUACUCAAGCUUCUUUUCACAAUAAGAGCAUUUAUUGCAGGUAUUUUGUGUUUGAAAAGGUCACUUUUCCAACAUUUGUCUUUCAGACUGUAUUUCACACAGUCUGUAUCUGGGGAUCAAAUUUACAUCCUGAAAUAGAUUCUUUUUAUGUUUCUGGCUUGUGUACAAAAUUUUUAAAAUGCAUCAUCUCUCAUUGGGACUUUUCAAAUUUUUUGAUGAAAAGUCAAAUAUACACUACCAGUCCAAAGUUUGGACACACCUACCCAUUCAAUGGCUUCUAUUUAAUUAUUUUGUACUUUGACAUCAAACCUAUAAAAGAAUACAUAUGGAGUUAUGCUGUAAACAAAAAAGUGUUAAUCUUAAGUAUUAAUCUACAAUGUAGAGAAUAAUACAAAUAAAUAAAAAGCACUGAAUGAGAAGGUAUGUCCAGACUUUUGACUGGUAGUGUAAUCAUCAUUAGUGUUCAGAAAAAGGAAAAAUUUGAGCAAAACUGCUGGAAAAAGUAGGUGUAACCUGCAAUAAACUCUGUUAUCGUGGAAAGAAACAGAAUUUAACGCCAUAAUAUUGAGCCGAGCCUUGGAUUGAUGGAUUAAUAACCAUUUCUAAUUAUUAUAAUUUAAUGACUAUUUAUUGAAUGUUGAACACUGUAGCCGUGUGCUGUAUGAACGUCUGCCUCACUGAAGGCAAAACACAAACACAUGACGGAUAGCUGACAUGUUUCAUCACCUCAUUGUAAAGAGUUUAACCUCCACAGAAAGUAAAUCCAUCACCGUCUUUAACCUUUCAUCUCGUUCAUAGCUGCGGAGAGAACGAUGUUUCUCACACAUAUCAGCCAGAAUUACAGCAUCUUAUGCAAAAGCAAAGGAUUUGAUUGUUUUUGCCUCGUGUGUGUGUAUGUGUGUGUGUGUGUGUGUGUGCUCGCGCGUGUGUGUGUUGCAGAGAUGUCAUCACAGCGCCGUCAUUUGCGACUGUUUUAUUGAACACAGAAAGCCUCAAAUAAUCAGUUAAGGCCAAAAGUCUCAACUUAAUACUUGACUGAUGCGUUGUUGAGUCUGGGACGAUAAUCCACUCCGACGUGGCGCAGUUAGUGACACGAAGUCGGCCAAGCCUCCACUUUUUUCUCCAGUGUAAAUAACACCAACCCCUACAGAGCACAUACAAUAUUUAUUUUCACAUAUCGAAGCUGCUUGAGGUCGCCCUGCAGCUUGCUUCUUGUGCCUGGUUUCCCAUCAGAGGCUGUUUGUCGUGUCGUGUCGCUUCACUCUGAGCACCAGAGUCCCAGACGGCUUCAGAUCUCGUUGCCUUAAAGUCUUGAUGGCUCCGUCCUGUUUCACAAAAGCAGUUUGCGAGCUCAAAACGCUGCCAGCAUCGCGUUUAAUGAAUGAUUGUCGCUCACAAAUUGCAGAUAAAUUUGCAAUAUUCUUCUUUUGCGUCCUCACUGGGGUCACAAUCGCCGUGUUUGUUUUGGUGAGUUAAAAGCUCCAAAUUAAAAUGAGAAAAUUAUCUCACACUGAAAGUCGCAGCUUGUGUGUUGUGAAUUUAAUGAAACAGACAUCGGGUUUUGUAAACAACUUAAUUUGAUGUGCAGUCAGAUUUAUUAGAUUUAUGUGUGUCACACUUGUUUCUACUAAAUAACGUCCGUUGUAUCUGAUGAGGAGACAGAUAUUAAUGUAGAUGUGAUGUUGCUGUAAAGGAAGAAUCCACCAUAAAACACUUAAACACAGUUAAAGGGCUGGUACAUUUAAAUUUAACAAACAAAAACGACAUAUUUCCUUUCCACGCCACUAAUGCCAUGUAGACAGUUACAAUGAUUUAUUGUCAUGCAAAUGUUUAUUGGCAACAGAUUGCAAUAUUGAAUCAAAACAACAAGAAACUUUACUGGUGGAAGAAUUGUUUUUAGCUCUACUGGCAAUUUGAGGCUUGAAUAAUUCCAGGUUUUCUCAUUUCUCGACCAGUUUUGCUUUUUUGCUGUCAAAAUCAAAGUCGUUUUCUUAAAUAAUUACUUGUAGAGCCCGAUUGAUGCAUUGGUUGGCCAAUAUUUUCUGCUGGUAUUGGCCUGACACAGUUGUAUCUGUUUCAAAGUAUUUGUUAUCUAGGAUAUGAUAAGAAGAAUAGAAAAAUAGUGUCAUCACACAGUUUGUCCAGCAGAGCAGCUCCAUUGUCUCCUCUCAGUUCUGUCUGCAGCGCAUGUAGCAGAGUGGUCCACAGCUGAGCAGAUGGUGGUGCGGAGUCAACCGGUGUCUUCACAUGAAAUCACUAAAUUGUUAAGUACAGUGGUAGAAAAGUUAAUAGACAAUGACCCCAUCGAGUUUGCUUUUCAAUAUAACUGUACCAUACUAUUAUGUACAAAGAUACAUAGGAUAAAACUGGUAUCCGGUCAGGCUUUAAUUACUAGUAAUUUUAUUUAUUUUAAAUCUCGGAGAUUUCUGUCCCCACAACACUGACUAAAUGCAGAUUUGUUUUUUGUGCUUCCAGUUACGAAAAAUCAACAAACUUCACCGAUGUUAGUUUAUAUCAGGACUGUGAUGAAAACUUCACAGUGACAUCUGUGGAUCAUCCAGAAUAACGGCAACCCAAAGACGUGUUGCUUUUUGAUAUUUUAAGUUCUUUAGUUCAUGUUACUGCGGUUUAGACAGAGCUAUCAGAGACAUUUAAGCACGCUUGAGUAAAAAACUAAACCACCUGCGUGACUAUUUAUCCCUCGGGUUGUUUAUUGCACCUUGAAUUAUCCCAGGGUCUGUUUUUCUUGUUUUGUUUUUCCUCACAACAAAAAUUGAAAUUACAACAUCAAACUCCUGAAAAAUGUUCAGCUCGUGCAGCGACUGAACAGCACGGACCGAUGUGAUCAGUGUUUAAGUGUUUGUUGGUGGAUUUUCUCCCUCGGACGGCUGCUGUGGCUCCUGCUCUGUCCUGCAGCUCUGCUCCUGGUCGGUUGAUUGAUGUGUUUUUUUGCCUCGAUGUGCUUCAUGCUGCUGCACCCUCCAGCCCACAUACCGCCCUUCUUUUUCUCCUCCUUGUUUUCUGCUGCUUUCAUCCAUUGCAGAGCUGAACACACACAGGCUGAUUUAUCAGUGAUAUCACCAAGGUGUCUUUAACAUUGAGCUUUAAAUCACACAAGGGGAAAAUGGUACCUAAGGCUUCUGGAUUGCAUGUUUAAAGGCUCAGAUCUUUUCUUUGCCUGCGUCAAGUCAAAGGGAAAUCAGCACUGAGGAGCCUUAAACAAGGGGUUUUGGGUGGGAGAGGGGCGUUGUAAGCUGGUUAAAACAGAGAGUGAGUGCAGGGAGUGGACAGAGGGGGGAGGAAGGGGAGAUAUCGACAUGUUAAAUGCUGCAUGAGGUAGGCGGCGUUGUGAUCCUGACAGGGAGCCCUCAUUCUUUCUCCUCACCACAAGAAAUCUCUGGGGAACAUUAGCAAACUGUCCCGAAGCCGUAAGAACGUCAGAAGGACGAGAUUUACGUUAAGAUGAGCACAAAAAUCAGGGACCAGAGGGGGCGAAGGCGGAUAAUCUUAAGGACCAAGCGCAACAAAAAAAGAUGGAUUUUGGAGCUCUGAUGUGCCUACAGAGUCACAGCAAACAUGCAGAUGAUUCCAUGUUUUGUUUUAUCCAACAUGCCACGACUGUUUGGCAAAGACCAAAAUUAGUUUCCCCUAAGAAGAGUUUCUUUUAUUCAUGUUUUUGCACAACAUAUGUGUUGCCAACGCCGUUUUGAAGCCUUCGUGGGGCAUUAAGGUGGAGUUUCUAUUGUUUAACUGAUUCACAGGCGCUAAUUUAGUUUGUUUGAAUCCUGUUUAAUCAUGAACUCUGCAGCAGGAGUUCAGUUUAAGAGCGACAAGCACCUAAGAUGGAAACAGUACUUGAAGAACCUUCUUGUUCCAUUUUCUUCUCACUUUUGUUUCAGUGGACACAUGUGGUCUGUAGCACCAAAACCCAAAGUCAGGUCAUGGAUUUCAGACCGAUGAGGACUUUAGAUGUAAUUUUCAGUAAAUUUCUGUAUUAUAACAUCAUUUUGAGUUGCAGAAAUAUAUUUUCUGCUCUCAUUUAUUUCCCCGAUUUAUGUGAAUCACAUAGAACCUUUGUUUUUCGUGCUACAGACCAUGUUCAUCUUAUUUUUUUCUAUGCAAAGUCAGAUGUUUUUUGCCUGAUGAAGGGUCCUUUAACAUGUCUGAUGUGCCUUGAUGGUGCUGCCUCCCGGUGGUUUGAGUUUGGCGGUGCAUCCACUCAUUCAUCGCGCUAGAGGCUGAAUUUUAAAAUCAUUUGUUCUUCCAUCACUAUUUUUCAGACUCUGAGACGCUUGGAGGAACGGACGAACUACCAGACUCAGUUUAAAUAUUUUACAAUGACAUGCUCUUUUGUCAGAAAUAUGAUAAAGUUACAUCACACUUCUUCCCAAACUGUGUAGUUUUGGAACUGUGAUGUUUUGUGAACCUGCAUCGUGACCUGAAACCUGUAGAAGCUGAUAAAUAAUCAUCAGUAUCGACUAUCUUAUUCAGAAUAACGGAGUGUGAGUCCAGUUUCUCUCUGUAGGAUCCAAAUGAAACCAGAUGAAGAACCUGAUUUAAAUUCUUCUGCUAGCAAAGAUAAAAACUCGCCUCAUCUGACUGUUGAUUUGCUGUUUAUGUCUUUAUCUGCUGCUUCUGAACUGUUACCGUCUUGUGUGUUUAAUGUUUACGGUGAAGGGAAAAGUCUUUUUUUUUUAUUUUGGCACACUGAAGAUUGAAUAACUGAUUCUGUAUUCAAAGAUAGAUCUAUUUUUCGAUUUAGACAAAUGUCUGUAAGUUUUCUAUAUCAAAUCAAACAUUCUGCUGGAGUGUUUUUGAUUAAAAAUAAAUUAAAUGAUGGCAAAUAA
This is a messenger RNA of Amphiprion ocellaris (clown anemonefish), 6998 nucleotides long. Its product is annotated as sphingosine kinase 1-like. The record is from RefSeq and is a predicted model, not a curated record. Lineage: Eukaryota; Metazoa; Chordata; Actinopteri; Pomacentridae. The coding region runs from base 163 to 1821 and encodes 552 amino acids. The transcript is spliced from 5 exons. Gene Ontology annotation, cellular component: cytoplasm; membrane; intracellular membrane-bounded organelle. Gene Ontology annotation, biological process: sphingosine biosynthetic process; cellular response to growth factor stimulus; negative regulation of apoptotic process.